Messenger RNA from Amaranthus tricolor (Joseph's coat), 1447 nucleotides. RefSeq lists its product as uncharacterized. Bases 671 to 1447 code for a protein of 258 amino acids. The record is from RefSeq and is a predicted model, not a curated record. The transcript is spliced from 2 exons. Gene Ontology annotation, molecular function: nucleic acid binding. Lineage: Eukaryota; Viridiplantae; Streptophyta; Magnoliopsida; Caryophyllales; Amaranthaceae.
UCAAAAUGGAAAAUAUCAUCACAGUACCCACAUUAUUUUGAAACUCAAAAUGAAAAUGUCCAAAAAGAAGGAAUUGAAUACAUAUUCAGAAACUGCCGCCAACAAUUGAAGAAAAUUCCCAAAGCACACAGCCAAAAUUUCAGAAAACAGAAGCAGAUGGCGCCAAAAAUGAAAUGUGCAACAAGAAGAAAAAAUCAAUCAUAACAUUACAAAACAGAAAGCAUAAAUAGACAAUGACAAAGCUCAUUUAUUACACAAUCAACUAAAACAAUGGCUCCUACAAAACAAUUAACUACACAACAAAGAGAAAGCAUAAUGCAGAAGCUACUGUCUGCAUUAAAUAAGAAGGGCAAACCAGCGCUAGGCACAAUCAACGCACUUGCGAUUGAGUUUGAGGUUUGUAGGAAAACAAUUACACGAUUGUGGAAUGAUGUCAAGAAGCAGAUGACAACCAAUACCACAAUCAUUAACCUCAACAGCAAGAGAUGGGGGAAAGAAGCAGCAAACAAAAUAAUGUUUGAUGAAGAAAAAUUUAAGGCAAUCAAAUAUGAACUGAAGGGUACACAGCAUUCAGUAGCAAAGCAAAUGGAAGUGUCACAAUCAACGGUGUGUAGGUGGAAGAGGAACAAAGUAAUAAGAAGGCACACAAACGCAAUCAAACCAGCUUUGAAUGAAAACAACAAGUUACACAGGCAUUUGGCCAUUUAUUACACAGGAGCCAGCAAAAAGAAGCUCAAAGAACAGGAAAAGGGGGGAGAUGGAAACUAAGCCAAUACAGUCAAUCACAAAAGAGCACAUUAGAGAAAUGCUUAUCACUAAUGUGCUGCCAACAAUUAGGGCAAAAUGGCCUGCUGAAUUAUCCAAGCGUAUUUACAUUCAACAAGACAAUGCUAAACCUCAUAUAGCACACAAUGACAGAGGGUUUUUAGAAGAGGCAAUGAAAGAUGGAUUUAAUAUACAAUUAGUGCAACAACCUCCAAAUUCCCCUGACAUGAAUGUGCUAGAUUUAGGUUUUUUUAGAUCAAUUCAAGCUUUGCAAUAUCAAAAAUCAGCUUAUAAUGUUAAAGAGUUGCUUAAGGCUGUGAAUAAUGCAUUUCAAAAUCUGAGUCCACAAUGUUUAAGGUUUGUUUUCAUAACUUUACAAGCUUGUAUGAUAGAGGUCAUGAAAAAACAGGGGGGGUUUGACUAUCACAUUCCUCACAUGAACAAAACAAAGGCAGCUAGGGAAGGGACUUUACCAGAUUACCUCACUAUUGACAAACAAUUGGUUGUGGAUUCACUUCAAUAUUUAUUCACAAAGCUAAGUAAUGAAAAAAUGAAUCAGCUUGUGGAAGUCAUUGGGUAUGCAGGGGGAUAUGAAGAAGGGGAUUUGAAUGUAGAAAUGUCAGAAGUAACCAACAACCAAAGUCAUCAAAUUUCAACAGUUGCAACAGCAACCUUCGUUUAA